AUGGACAAACGCACCGGUAGGCAGCUUGACGGGUAUCAAACAGGUCGAGCAGGAGUGAGCAGACAAGGCGAGGGACAACAACGUGAUCGGCUUACCGACAUGUCGCAAGCAUUUGCAAGCUGCACUCAGAGCAGAUUAAGCUUAAGGAACAACGUGCACGAAAGGCUGGGCCCAUGA
Messenger RNA from Prunus armeniaca (apricot), 177 nucleotides. The record is from the annotation of a GenBank genome assembly. NCBI's taxonomy places the organism in Eukaryota, Viridiplantae, Streptophyta, Magnoliopsida, Rosales, Rosaceae.